Messenger RNA from Monodelphis domestica (gray short-tailed opossum), 2405 nucleotides. RefSeq names its product coiled-coil domain containing 107 (gene CCDC107). Lineage: Eukaryota; Metazoa; Chordata; Mammalia; Didelphimorphia; Didelphidae. The record is from RefSeq and is a predicted model, not a curated record.
GGACCAGCUGGGCGCACUGCGUGUGUCGUCACGCGGUGCGUCUGCGUCUGCCCCACGUUACAGGGCUGUGCUGGCCUCCAAUUCAGGCUCGCACCGCCCUCUCGCCAUGCCAGCCCCAGGGCUCUGCGGCCAGGUACUGGUCCCGGCCGCGCUAGCGCUGCUACUCGUGGGCGUAGCGCUCCGGAUCUUCGAAGGUGGCGCCCGACCGCGGCCCCCCGCAGGUGAGCCAUCCCGAGACGGACAGCGGAGGACGCCAGAGGAGCCUCGGGCGGCGGGUCCACCGUGGGGGCCGCUGCCCUUGGGAGCCUUGUAUGCCGUGGGCGCCCUGGCCUUCGUACUGCGCCGGUGUCUGCAGGGACAAGAUGAGGCCGAAGUUUCCCCAGAGGAGAAGCCCACCGAGAAGGACCUUUUGCACAGAGAAGAGCAGCUGGCCCAAAAGCUAGCCAAGACGGAGCAACUUCUGGGAGGCCUGCUGGACCAGCUGGACCCUCUGUUUGAGCGUGUGGAUGCUCUGGCUGGAGCCCAGCAGGACCUGUUGACCUUAAGGCUUCACACCAUCAGCCAGCUGUUAAAGGACAAGGGGCUGGACACCACCACCACUUCCCAAGAGUACAACCCCCCUAUCCAUGAGGACCCGAGUGCUGAGGAAGAUGAUGGCAGUGACCUUCAGACCUGGGGUUGGGGGGAGGAACCUGAGGAGAGAGGAACUGAGGCCUGGGCUCCACAUGUCUCCUGGGACCAAUUUGGGGAAAAUGGAAAAUUGUGGGGACUCAGGAGGAGGAAAUGGAUCACAGGAAUCCAAGUCACAGACUAAGGCAGAUAGAAUGAGAUUUAGCCUCUCAGGGGUUAAGGGAAUAUUAUCAGUUUUAGAGAACUUGGCAAGGAAUCGAAAGCUCAGAUUUGAGGGAAAAGGCUCUGUUCAAGGAGCUGAGAAGUUUUAAUAAAAAUAAAAUUUAUUCCAUUUAAAUAUACAACUUGAUCAUCCAAAACAUAAAUCAGUGUGUACUCCAUCAAAUAGAAAUACAUACAUAUAUAUACAUAUCAUCCACACAUUCUCAUCAUAGUCUUUAAUACCAAAUGGUUAUACAAGUCCUGGAAAUGCUGGGCUUCAAAGCAACCAGUCUCCCCAUAUCUAGUUGGAAACAGUUGUAAAGUGCUCUUCUACCUUCUCUGGCUGCUGUAGAAAAAGAACAAUAAAUAAGCCUGGUCCCCAGGAGCCAGAGAAAUAUAGAGUACAUAAAUGGUGAUGGAAACACAUGAAUUCUACAUAUUGCAAAAUCAUUCCUUAGAACUAAGUGAGAUGCAAGGCAUACCUGAUGGCUAAGGUCAGACUGUGGUACCAACGAGAUAGUGACUCUUGGUUGGUGGACAUGAGCAGCAGUUUUUCCUGGGGAAAAGAAAGCUGAGAGGAAGGAAAAAAUAACUUAAGUUCUCUAUCCAGAAAACUCAAUCUUAAAGCUGAAGCUAUUGCUAUCUAAGAAAAGGAUAAAUAUAUGCAGUCAAGGAUGGUGAUAGGAUCUUCAACUUGUAAUCUGAUAUAGUGAGGGAACUAAUAACACAGGGCUGUAACUUCUCUUCAAUUUAUAAUCUUACAUAGUAGUAUAGACCAAGGAUUGAUAAAUUAAAGCCUAUUGGCAAACUGCCUAUUUUUCUAUGCUUUUCUAAAACAUUAUUUAAAAAAUAUAAAGACUAUUCUUGGCAGUACAAAAACAAAUGGCAGUCCAUGUACCAAUCCUUGUUCUGGGGUACUGAGGUGAAGUGAUUUGCACAGUGUGUGUGUGUGUGUGUGUGUGUGUGUGUGUGUGAGAGAGAGAGAGAGAGAGAGUGUGUGUGUGUAGAGGUGAGACUUGAACUCAGGUCUGCAUGGCUCCAAAAUUAGCUGUCUACUGUUCUUCAUAGCCUAUCAUGUGAAGGUAUUGGUGGUUGUAGCAAACAGAUUUCAAGUCUAUGCUACAUGGAGGACAGGGCUUAUUUCUUAAACCCUGGGAAAGAUUUAGGGGAGGGAGUACUGAGAGUGUUCAGUCGUUUUGAGCUGGAAGAAUCUUUAGAGAUGACCUGGUCUAAUCCAAUCCCCUAAUUUUACAAAUGGGAUAAGAGGUUCAGAGUGCCCAAAGUCACAUACUAGCUAGAGGUAUAAGUGGGAUUGAAAUCGAGGUCUCCUGAAUCCUACCCAGUUCAAAUGAUCUUAUGCCAUGUUUAUAUGUUUUAAAAGAAAUUCCUAAAGAUGGAUCUAAACAGGUUACUCAGGAAAAUUUGGGGCCACAUAUCUGUCUUGUUGGAAUGUCAGACUGACCAUAAUGUAUCUUCUACAAAUUGGGGCUUAAUUUAUUGUUUUGUUGAUUGUCUAAACUUAAAGUGAUGGAUAUUAAUAAUGCCGCAGAUUAAACUUAAAAGUGUGUCAUGAA